AUGCCGCCCAAGAACACACUCGCCGACGCCUGGGACGACGAUUGGGAAUCGCUCGCUGAUAAAGAGGACGAGAAGCCUGCAGAAGAGCAGCCAAAGCCGAAACUCACAAAAGCGCAGCUCAAGGCUCAGCAUGCUGAACUCAACAAGCAGCUCUGGCAGGCCGCCGAGAACCCAGAGCCUCAAUGGUACCCUGAAGUCCGUCCUGCUCCUGUAGCAGCAACUUUCAAACCAAAAGUCACGAUGCUUGCACGCAAGCCCACCCCUCAAGUCCUCUCCCGCAAUAUGGCUGGUAUGAGCCUUGAUGACGAUGACAGCGAAGAAGAGCGACGGAAGAAGGCAGCAGCAGACUUCGAAGAGCGCAAAGCACGUGCGCAAAAGGAGCGGGCGGAGAAGGAGCGCAAGUACGCAGAAGCACGAGAGCGCAUCUUUGGCUCACCAGCUGCUUCCGCCGCAGAGGACUCGCGCAGCAACUCUCCCAACAAGGCUACACGAGGCAAGGGCCGUGGACGCGGUGGAAGGGAUAGUCAACCUAGGUCGAGCAAUGAGCAAUCCCCAGCACGAACGGCAGCUCCUGCGCGCCAACUCUUCGACCCUACAUACACUCCGAAGCCCGGCUCCGUAUUUAUACAGAAGAAAGAAUCAGGAAUCAGUCGCCCGUCUACGCCAAAUACACAAGAGAAGCCUGUUCGUCAACCCCAAGGACCUGCAAGAGGUGGCGGGCGCGGCUUUGCACCAAGGGGAGGCUACGGUGCACAGGCAGGUCCGUCAACAUGA
Molecule: messenger RNA, 774 nt
Organism: Alternaria postmessia
Lineage: Eukaryota; Fungi; Ascomycota; Dothideomycetes; Pleosporales; Pleosporaceae
Exons: 3
Coding region: 1-774 (257 amino acids)
Source: RefSeq, a predicted model, not a curated record